Molecule: messenger RNA, 2654 nt
Organism: Dicentrarchus labrax (European seabass)
Lineage: Eukaryota; Metazoa; Chordata; Actinopteri; Moronidae
Gene: arrdc1a
Product: arrestin domain containing 1a
Exons: 8
Coding region: 79-1485 (468 amino acids)
Biological process (GO): protein transport
Cellular component (GO): cytoplasm
Molecular function (GO): ubiquitin protein ligase binding; ubiquitin-like ligase-substrate adaptor activity
Source: RefSeq, a predicted model, not a curated record
GGACUGAGAGUCGUAAACGUGCGUGCUGCCGCUGAUGUGCACAGGUGAUCCGCAGUCUCGCCGUGGAUCGGUGGAAACAUGGGGAAACUUCAGGAGUUCGAGAUCACGUUCGACAAAAACAAAGUGGUGUACAGUCCGGGAGAGUCUAUCACCGGAACCUUGGCCAUUAAACUGGGCCAGCCGCUGCAGUGCAAAGCCAUCAAAGUGAACUGCAACGGUUUCUGUGGCAUCACCAGCAAGGUAAAUGAUACGGCGUGGACAAUGGACGAACAGUACUUCAACAGCACCAUCUCCGUUGCAGAUAAAGGAACCCUGAAACAGGGAGAACACACUUUUCCCUUCAAGUUCCUCAUUCCAGAAUCUGCUCCAACCUCUUUUGAAGGCAACUAUGGCAGGAUCAUUUACAGAGUGAGGGCUUUUAUUGACACGCCGCGGUUUUCCAAGGACUACAACACAGAGAAAGCAUUCUACCUGCUAAGACUUCUAAACCUGAAUGAAGUGCCAGACAUAUGGGGAUCCUGUUCAUCUGCAGUGACCCAGCAGUUCACCUACAUGCUAGUGAAAACAGGCACAGUGGUCAUGAAGGCCCACACUGACAUGAAGGGUUACACACCAGGCCAGAUCAUCCAGGUGAUGACCAACAUUCACAACCAGUCUGGCAAGAACACGGGCAACAUGGCGGCCAGCCUGAUGCAGAGAGUGACCUAUGAGACAAAGAGGCCCACCCAUGAUCUGAGGACAAUAGCGGAGGUGGAGGGCGGUGUGGUGAAGGCCGGCAAGGAGGUGGAGUGGAAGGAGCAGAUCAUUAUCCCUCCUCUUCCUCAGUCGUCCCUCGUUGGCUGUGAUCUUAUAAAGAUUGAAUAUUAUGUCAAAGUCUGUCUGAAGUCUCCAGACGUCAUGUUGACGUUACCCAUCCACAUCGGGAACAUCUCUCUAGACAAAAAACAGCACCCUUCCAAAAGAGCAGCUCCUCCUUCCUCUGCCGCAGCUGAAGACACACUGGCCUCUGCCUCUACCCCCGACACUUCCACCUCUGCCUCCACCCCCAACACAUCCACCUCCACUUCUGCCACCACGCCCACGCUGCCACCUCGUCGUGCCCCAAAACCCGCUCCCCGCCCUACUCCGCGCUCCAGGAUGUCCUCCCAUAACUCCCCCAGUGCUCCUCCAGCUGAGUACCACCAGGGGGCGGAGGGUGGGACUCCAGUUAAUGACGGCGUCCCCAACAAGCGCCAGUCUCAGCUGGUAUCACCCAACGCUUUCAGCUAUGCCCCUGGCCUCUUUUUCUCCCAGAACCAGCAGCACGGCGGGCCCGGCACUGCACCUGGCGAGCCUGCGUUCGGUGGGACCACGGGGGCCACAGCACCUUAUGCCCCUGGGGGUGCUCCCUCGAUGCCUUCACUACUCAUCCUGCCUCCAGACUACGGCACCUCAGCAUAUCCACACGAGGCUCCUCCCUCUUAUGACGAGAGCUGCAACACAUGAAGAGGACGAAGCACGAGAACCUGCCGCCCCGCCAGGAUGACGAUCAGUUCACUCUCAUAUCAAACAGAAUGUUGGACUGUUUGGAAUGACCAAAAUAAGAGUCCUGCCAUUUUAAAAGGUUGUAACCAACUUGGACAAAAUGAUUGCAAGACACAGAGGAAACCCAAUGCAACCUGGUAUAAUAAGGGUUUUUUAGGCCUCAACCCCCAUAUUUUGUGCAUGUUUCUAGCUAAAUGUAAGAAUGCAGAAUUUUGAUUUGAAAUGAAAGUGAAUUGAGCUCUGUUUUCCAGUGAACACAUACCUUCGCUCAUCUAACGGGUGUUAUUCUCUCCUUCGGACCAUCCUCAGCUAAUCAACACAGCCUUUUUAAAAUCAACGUUUGAAGUACUUUUAGCACUUUCAAUAAAAGGAAAGAGGAGGAGAAUAUGCAGAAUUUUAUUUGCUGUUCUUUGUACAGCCACAGGAGUCAUGAUUUUAGUUGUGGGUUAUCUAGACGGCAUCUGUGAUGUCAAGUUUGAAUGUUUGUUUGAUGUAUCUGGCAAAACAAACCAUCUCAUUUAGUAUUCAUUUUAUUUUUUAUGCCAAAUAAGAAAUUAACCAGUGGAUUUUUUAUUGAUCUUUAUUCGUGUGGCAUAUUUUCAUUAGAAUUUCUAUAUUUAAUACAGGAUAAAAUGGUUUGUUUGGAAAGGUCUUUUUUUAUUUGCCUUUGAUCAGGAAUUAUCAAUUUUAUGAUGAUAAUGAACAAUCCAGAUAUUGCUGUUGCAAGUUGCUUACAUACAGCUUCGUAAGGAUAAAAUGCAUGAUUUGCCAUGUUACUUCCAUGUGGUUGAACUGUGUUGUAAUGACUGUAAACUUCCUAUGAGAAAUGGUGUAUAUUCUUCUUCCCCUGCUGAAAGUGCAUUGUUUCUGUACAUGCCAGACAUCUUCUCGUGUCUGAAUUCUUUUAAUAGUUACAAUAAUUGAAUAUUGCUGUCAUUGGAGGUUUUUCUUUGGCCCUUCUCAAUUUAGCUCGCAUCUGUUUUAAUCGCAGAGUUUUGUGAAUACGUUUUAAUAUUUUUUGAUCAAGUUAAAUCCAUAAACAUGCAGAAAGACAACGAUUUUAUUUUAUUAUUUAUUAUUUCUGAUGGUUUCCAACUGCUGUCAGGAUUCCAUUAAAUCUGUUAAAACUA